Colletotrichum gloeosporioides is the source of this 4278-nucleotide messenger RNA. Its product is annotated as putative pectin lyase A. Lineage: Eukaryota; Fungi; Ascomycota; Sordariomycetes; Glomerellales; Glomerellaceae. Gene Ontology annotation, biological process: transmembrane transport; carbohydrate metabolic process. The transcript is spliced from 10 exons. Gene Ontology annotation, molecular function: cellulose binding; transmembrane transporter activity. The record is from RefSeq and is a predicted model, not a curated record. Gene Ontology annotation, cellular component: membrane; extracellular region. The coding region runs from base 1 to 4278 and encodes 1425 amino acids.
AUGGCGAUGAGCAGUGUUCCAAAACCUGCUAUGGACGAGGUUUCCAAGCAAGGAAGCGAAGAAAUUGAAAAUGUUCCAACAAAGAACCUCACGCUGAUGGACACAUACCGGUCCUACUCACCCGAAUUCUCAAGAGAAACCGAGCGACAGCUUGUUCGGAAAAUCGACGCCCAUCUCUUGCCUCUCAUUGUUAUCAUUUAUCUGUUCAACUAUCUUGAUCGAAAUUCGAUUACCCAAGCGCGUCUCUAUGGUCUUCAAGAAGACACCCACGUCAAAGGGGCAACGUAUCAAACCGCCAUUUCGAUCUUUUCUGCAGGAUACAUCGCGAUGCAGUUGCCAUCAACAAUGCUCAUGACCAAGAUGCAGCCGCAUGUCUUCCUGCCUGGAUGCAUUAUAAUCUGGGCCAUAGUGAGCGGCUGCACAAGUGCCACGUCUUCUCCAGCCGGCUUGCUGGUCGUUAGGUUCUUUUUGGGAAUCGUCGAAGCCCCCUUCUUCCCGGGAGCCAUAUACUACCUGAGUUGCUGGUACACAAAAAAAGAGCUCGGAUUGCGCAUGGCCCUACUGGUCUGUGGGCUGCUCUUGUCGAACUGCUUUGCCGGUCUUAUAUCAGCUGGGAUUCUUUCAGGGAUGGCUGGGGUGGGACACCUCGCUGCAUGGAGAUGGCUCUUCAUCCUCGAAGGCCUUGCUACAAUUUGCGUUGGGGUAACUGCUUUUUUCCUUCUUCCCGACUACCCGGGCACCACAAAAUGGUUGUUAGAGGAGGAAAAGGUCAUUGCGCAGGGCCGCUUGGCUGCAGACGCCGGCAGUGAAGAAGUUUUGGGCGAAGAUGAGAUCUCGAUGAAGCAGGCUAUCUGGGCUGCAUUGGCGGACUACCGUGUGUGGUUGUUUGCUCUGCUUCAAAUGUCGACAACUGCCUCCAUCUCGUUCUCGCACUUCUUCCCAACCUUGAUUCAACAGCUUGGCUUCAAGAACAACACCAUCGUUCUUCUUCUGACAGCACCUCCGUACUUCUUCUCUUUCAUCUGGGCCUUGACAUUGGCUUGGGACGCCGACAGACGACAGAAAAGAUCACCGCACGCGAGCAUCUCUGCCAUUACUGCCAUUGCCGGGACUAUCACUUUGGUCGCUAUAGGUGAUCAACGUUGGGCUCGCUACGCAAUGACUUUCCUCGUCAGCGCCGGGACCUUUGGCAUCUACUCAACGACUUACCCUUGGUUGUCCUCGACCAUCGUCCAACCAGCAAUCAAACGAGCUGCUGCUAUCGGUAUUGCAAAUACCCUGGCUAAUAGUGCUUCGUUAUUCGCCAACUACUUUUGGCUAGAUGAAUACGGCCCGAGUUUUCGUGUGUCCUGGGCUUGUAUUUUGGCUUUUCAGGUACUCGGUUUGUGUUGCAUCUUCGGCCUUCGUAUUUGUCUUAAGAAGGCGAACGACAAGUUUGAAAGACUUCGAAGUGAGGUGGACCAAUAUAACGAGGAGGCGAUGAACAGGCUCGACAAAGACUCACAGAGAGCUUCGGCUCCCACUCUCUUGGCGGUCUUGGCGGGACUUGCCAACCUUGUUGCGGCUCAGACUGUCUCUGGCAAGCCUGAAGGCUUUGCUACUGGUGUUACUGGUGGUGGCAGCGCAACUGCCGUCACCCCUGCGGAUAUCACCGAGCUCAAGGAGUAUCUCACUGAUGAUGAGCCUCGUGUCAUCCUCCUCUCCAAGGAGUACGACUUCACCGAGUCUGAGGGCACUGAGUCCGGCAAUGUUUGCGCUAGCUGGGGCACCGGCGCUGCUUGCCAGAAGAUCAUCCAGGACGACUGCGGCAGCAACCCUGCUUCGACCGAGACUUGGUACAAGGCCCCGACCCAGCCUAUUGACGUCGGCAACAACAAGACCAUCCUCGGUGUUGGCAGCAAGGGCGCUAUCAAGGGCAAGGGCCUGCGCAUGAGAGGCAGCAACGUCAUCAUCCAAAACAUCCAGGUCUCCGACUUGAACCCCAAGUACGUUUGGGGUGGUGAUGCUAUCGGCUUCGAUGGUGCUGACCUUGUCUGGGUUGACCACGUCACGACUGCCCGUCCUGGCCGCCAGCACUACGUCUUCGGCUUCAACCCCAGCAAGCGCAUCACUCUCUCCAACAACUUCAUCAACGGCGAGUCCGACUACUCUACCGGCUGCAACGGAUACCACUACUGGACCUUCGAGAUGGUCGGCACCGACGACCAGAUCACCAUGAAGAACAACUACAUCUACAAGACCUCCGGCCGCAGCCCUGCCCUCAGCGGUGGCACUCUCCUCCACGCCGUCAACAACGUGUGGGACGACAACGAUGGCCACGCUCUCGAGGGUGGUGACACCAAGGCCCGCGGUAUCUUUGAGGGCAACGCCUUCAUCAACGUCAAGGCUCUCGUCUCCGACUACCAGGGCAAGCUGUUCUCCUCCCCCGACGCCACCACCAACGCUCAGUGCAAGACCGCUCUCGGCCGCGCCUGCGAGGUCAACGUCUUCGACACCACCACCUCCACCGACUUCUCCAAGCUCAAGGACACCUCCUUCUUCAGCGAGUUCUCCGGCUUCUCCAUUGCCUCCGCCGAGUCUGCCAGCUCCAUCAAGACCAGCGUUCCCAACAACGCCGGUGCCGGCAAGCUCAGCUCUUCCAGCAGCUCUUCUGGCUCCACCAAAACUGCUGACACCGUUGCCGAGGCUGCUGCCACCACCCCUGCCGCCACCUCUGCUGCUGCUCCUGCCGCCGCUGCCACCAGCGCUGCCGCCAGCUCCGGCUCCGGCUCCGGCUCUGUUGCUCUCUACGGCCAGUGCGGUGGCCAGGGCUACUCUGGUGCUACUUCUUGCGCCUCUGGCAAGUGCGAGUUUGUCAACGACUGGUACUCUCACGAUAGCCCGGAGGAACGCAAGCUGAUCCUCAAGCUGGAUCUGCUCAUUGUUCCCUAUGCUUUCAUUCUCUAUUGGGUCAAGUACAUGGACCAGACCAACAUCAAUAAUGCAUACGUAUCAGGAAUGGCCGAUGAACUCGGCUUCCACGGGAAUGAGCUGGUUCAGUUCCAGACCAUCUUCGUUGUGGGAAACGUGGUCGGCUUGCUGCCGUUCAUCUACCUGUUCCCCCGAGUACCGAUGCACAUUCUGGUGCCGACCCUUGAUUUAGGAUGGGGACUGUUCACUCUGCUCCAGUAUCGCGCCCAAAGCUAUGGUGAGAUCAUGGCCUACCGGUUCAUGGUCUCCCUGUUCGAGGCAUCGUACUUCCCUGGCGUACACUUCGUCCUUGGGUCCUGGUACCGAAGCGACGAGAUUGGUCGCCGAGGUGGCACAUUUUACAUCGGCCUCACGCUCGGCACCCUCACGGCAUCCCUCCUCCAAGCCGCGGCAACGACCUACCUCGACGGCGUUCACGGCCUGCGAGGCUGGCGCUGGCUCUUCAUCAUCAACGCCAUCAUCACCCUCCCCCUGGCCUUCAUCGGCUACUUCAUCUGGCCCGGCACGCCCGCCAAACCAAACAGACUCGUAAUGAAGAAGUCCGAACUCGAACUCGCGCGCUCGCGUCUCGAAAAAACAGGCAGCUCCGUCAAGAGCACCCCCUUCUCCCUCAACCUCCUAAAGCGCGUCUUCACCAACUGGCGCUUCUACCUCCUCGUGCUGUGGGACGUCUUCUUCUUCAACACCAGCUCCAACAGCGCCGCCUUCCUCCUGUGGAUCAAGAGCCUGGGGCGCUACAGCACCGCGGAGAUGAACAAGCUCAACGCCAUCAGCCCGGGCCUGGGCAUCUUCUUCGUGCUCUUCAUCAACUUCAGCGCGGACCUGUGGAUCGGCCGGCCGGCCGCCAUCACCCUCGCCUCGGCGGUCAACUUCACCGGGCUCGUCAUCCUGGCGGUCUGGAACGUGCCCGAGGCGGCGAAGUGGUUCGCCUUCAGCACGUCGUACUCUGCGGUGGCCGUGUCCUCGGUGCUGUACGGCUGGGCGAACGUCAUUCUGAAGAAUAACAUUGAGGAGAGGGCGUUGACGCUGAUUCUGAUGACGGCGAUCGCGACGUCGACGAAUGCGUGGAUCCCGCUGUUUGUGUAUCCCACCGUUGAGGCGCCGAGGUUCCCGAAGGGCUAUGUCUAUUCUGCGGUCAUGGUUGUGUGCUUGGUGGUUACGACGCAGGUUGUCCGGGUGUUGUUGGGGACUCAGGGAGAGAAACGCCAGCCCAAGUCACAGGAUUCGUCUGUUGCAGAGGGCACGUCGACGUCUGUCGAUGGUAGUUAUGAUCGAAAGACGUCGUCUCCGCGGAUUGAGGCUGUUUGA